UGUGCGCUGCCUCUGCCCUGUCCAACCAGGCUGUUGUGGAGGACAUUAAGCUGCUACGCCAGGGUAUGAACUCGCUGAAGAAGACCGUUAAGGAGUUGCCUAGUUUGGAUAUGAACGAUAUGUUCAGAGACACCUUUGGCCGUUUCAUCAACAAAUCCGAGAGUCGCGUCGAGGAGCUGAAUGGG
This is a messenger RNA of Sphaeroforma arctica JP610, 185 nucleotides long. RefSeq lists its product as hypothetical. Lineage: Eukaryota; Ichthyosporea; Ichthyophonida. The record is from RefSeq and is a predicted model, not a curated record. The annotation marks the transcript as partial. The transcript has a single exon.